AGUGACGUGACUUACGGUGGUAUGUAAUUAAUGAUUAUCAUUUCACAUAAUCAGCAGUUCAGUUGGUUUGUCGUCUCCAGAAGAAGAAAGGCUAGUUGGUUGCAGGAUCAAUAAGGAGAUUGUGUAGUAGCAGAAAGAAGCAAGAGACAGCUCGGGGUUCCUUGCUGCACUGUCGCGAAACACUAGGGUCUAUUAGCUCCACGACCACCUCCCACCCUCCCCCACCUCCCCAUGUCCACCCCAGCAGAGACCUCAGUCUCGGUCUCCCCCCUCUCCCUUCGGAGAUGGUGGCUCCACCCCUAUACCAGUGGGUAAACCUCCGGGCAGCCCUCAGGGUAUGGAGAACGCCUUCAAAAAGAGAAAGUGCUUUGCUGAUAGAAAAAGAGACGUGGAUGAAAUAGCCAAGCGGCAUCCAAACAAAGUCCCACUGAUAGUGGAGCGUGGUAGGAGGGAGAAACACUUGCCGCUGUUGGACAAGUCAAAGUUUCUAGUUCCCGAGGAGUUGAACAUGAUGCCAACUCACGGCCAUCAUCCGGUGAGAUCUCCGAGUUUUUUGGUUCACAAUCUCCCUCCCUCAAUCUUUCUACAAAGGCUACAGCUAACAGAUUCCCAGGCAUUCUACCUCCUCAUUAAUGGCCGUACGAUGGCAGGGGCGUCCAUGAUGCUACGUGACGUGUACUCCUCAGACAAGGACGACGACGGAUUUCUCUACUGCACAUACACCUCUCAGGAGGCCUUUGGCUGAACUCUCUCUAGUCCCGGUCUAGAUGCACCAUAUAUUAUACCCACAGUAUUUUAUCUUCUUGACUGAUUUGCACACUGUCAUUUUGUGUGCCUCCAUGUAUAUAUACCGUCUGUGCAUGUGUCUUCAGUGUUUGUGAGGUUUGUGCCUGCUUCAAUUGUGUGUGUUUGGACCAAUUUGUGUUUGUAUGUGUGUGUGUGUGUGUGUGUGUGUGUAUAUGUUGACUCCAUACUAUACGCUGUCAGAGUUUUUGAAUCUUUGCCCCAUAAUCAUUUGAGACAUCGAGUGAUAUUUUGUGUGUUUUUGCUCAGGCAGUAGUAAAAAAAUCUAUGAUGUUUAAUGAUAAUUAGACUGCCAUGAGUUAACAUAGGACAUAAUAUAAG
Geodia barretti is the source of this 1125-nucleotide messenger RNA. The record is from the annotation of a GenBank genome assembly. NCBI's taxonomy places the organism in Eukaryota, Metazoa, Porifera, Demospongiae, Tetractinellida, Geodiidae.